AUGGCCGCCCGCUGCUCGUCUUCGGUUCCCUUCUUUCUUCCCUUCCUCUACCCGUCUCUCGUCCGUUCCACCGCCAGAAGUGCUGCCCCUCGCAUCAGCACUGCGUUCCGACAAGUGCGCCGUCACAUGAGCGAGGCGCAACCUCCACCUCAAGCCACCAGACUCGACCCAACUCCAGAUGACUACGCGAUAUCCACGUUCGCCGACAAGGCUCAGUUGACAGUGUACGCCGGCGCCGGCGGUCACGGCUGCAUAUCUUUUCUCAGAGAGCUCUACCUGGCAGAAGGCCCGGCCAACGGCGGCGAUGGCGGGCAUGGCGGCAACAUCUACAUCCAGGCUGUGCAUGGCGAGACCUCCCUGCACAAGCUGGCGCGAAGGAGAUAUAUAAGAGCGGAACGUGGCAGACAUGGCCAGGGUAGUGCGAAGAAUGGCCGGCGGGGCGAAGAUGUCAUCCUGACUGUGCCCGUCGGGACCGUGGUCAAAGAGAUCAGUCGCGAUGACCCGGAGACGGAACAAGUCGCUCUGGUGCAGGCCGCUAGGCGGCGGGAAAUCGCUCACCGCGACUCGGAAGAGGAGGACGAUGAUCUUCCGGACUUGGAAGAUAAUCAUUUUCGGCAGAAGUGGUUGCUCUACCCAGGCAUGUCGAAAUCGGAUGCCAAAAGUAUCGAGCUGCCGAGGCUGCCUCGCCGGCAGCGCUUGUAUGCCCAGCCUGCAGCCCCAGUGCAUCUCGAUCUUUCCAAGCCUACCCAAAGGCCAAUACUGCUGGCCGCCGGCGGUGUUGGAGGCCUCGGAAACCCGCACUUUGUCUCAAAGAAGACACCAAGACCCAUGUUUGCUACCAAGGGUGAAAAGGCCAUGUCCAUGACCCUUGAGCUCGAGCUCAAGCUUCUAGCUGAUGUCGGUCUAGUCGGUCUGCCCAAUGCUGGGAAGAGCACUCUCUUGCGCGCAAUAAGCAACAGUCGAGCACGGGUGGGCUCCUGGGCCUUCACCACCCUGCAGCCCAAUAUCGGCACUGUUGUUCUGGAUAACAACAGGGGUCGUCCAAUAUUUAAGAGCUACCGAAGAGAAUCGGAUGAGAGCUCGGGGGUGGUUGGUGAAGAGGAUCCUGAGGUGGUCCAAAGGACUAGGUUCACCGUUGCCGACAUUCCUGGCUUGAUUGAGGGAGCGCACCUCGACAAAGGACUGGGUAUUGCCUUCCUCCGCCAUGUUGAGCGCGCUGGUGUUCUCGCUUUUGUGAUAGACCUGAGCGCCGGCAAUGCAGUCAAGGCCUUGAACGCCCUGUGGAACGAGGUCGGCCUAUAUGCCCAGAUGAGGGAGGACGAAGAACGGGACCGAGAGAGAGACGCGCGCAUCGAGUGGAGCGACAGCACUGACUCUAACCCAGCCUCGUCGUGGAUGCCGGGUACCAUGACUGUUGCUGACUACCCUACCCCCCCAGAGAGCGUUUCUGGGCUGCAUAUUGCAGCCAAGCCGUGGUUUGUCGUGGCUACCAAGGGAGAUCUGCCCAAUACCCAAGAAAACUUCAAGGGGCUGAGAGAGUACCUGGCUGGCAUCACACGCGGAGAUCUUCCACAUCCGAGCGGUAUCGAAGGAGCCUGGACCAAGGAUUGCGCAGCCAUCCCGGUCAGCGCGAUCAACGGCCAAGGAGUGGAUCGGAUCGUGCACUGGACUAGCAGCAAGAAAAUGGGUCGCGGAAAAUUCAGGGGAAAAGGUAGAGGUGGACGAGGCGGUGGUGGCCGCAGCGGCGGAGGAGGGCGCGAUCGACCUGGCUACACCAACUACCAAGCGAUUGUGAAGGAGCAUGAGAGGCUCGAAAGGUACUACAACGGUCUUCUCGGCCUGGACGACGGCCCUGAGAAGCAAGCCUUCUGGGAGGCGCUGAGGAGGGAGCUGCCAAACAGCUUCCGCUUCUGCGGCUCCAAGGGCCACGCCCUUGCCGUCAAGCGACUCCUGCAGACGCGAUACAUUCCGGAGAUCACAAAGAUUACUCACACCGACGGCCAAGCUGUUGAGCCUCCCAAGCCAGUCCCGUGGUAUCCCGACAAUUUGGCCUGGGACAUGACCACCCCCAAGAACAUCGUUCGGCGCUUUCCUCCCUUCGCGGCCUUCCAGAAGUUCCUCGUGUCCGAGACUUCUGUCGGCAACAUCAGCAGGCAAGAGGUGGUGAGCAUGAUCCCUCCUCUGUUGCUUGAUGUCCGGCCUGGCAUGGCUGUGCUCGACAUGUGCGCCGCCCCGGGCAGCAAGGCAGCUCAGCUCUUGGAAAUGGUUCAUCAAGGAGAGGAGGGACGUAUCCGCAAGUUCUUGCAGCAAUUUGCACGAGAGGAAGGUCUCGAGGUUCCAGAGAUUGCGGCGGCCAACGACAAUGUCGACAUGGAUGCGGAUCCUAGCGAUGACGGCAGAGCCACGGGCCUCCUGAUUGCCAACGACGCCGACUACAAGAGAAGUCACAUGCUGAUCCAUCAGCUCAAGAGGCUCUCGUCGCCCAACAUGAUCGUCACCAACCACGAUGCCACCCUUUUCCCCUCUCUACGUCUUCCGUCCGACGAUCCCAAGGCCGGCAAAUACCUCAAGUUUGAUCGGAUUCUCGCCGAUGUGCCCUGCUCGGGAGACGGUACUCUGCGGAAGAACAUUGCUGUCUGGAGGGAGUGGCAGCCCGGCAGUGCGCUGGGUCUUCACUUGACGCAGACGCGGAUUCUUGUCCGCGCCCUGCAGAUGCUCAAGCCCGGCGGCCGGGUUGUCUAUUCUACCUGCAGCAUGAACCCUGUCGAGAACGAGGCCGUUAUCGCGGCAGCCAUCGACCGGUGCGGCGGGCUCGAGAAGAUCGACAUUGUCGACUGCAGCAGCGAGCUGCCCAAGCUCCAGAGGAGACCGGGCAUGACCGAGUGGCAGGUCAUGGACAAGUCCGCGAGGUUAUGGAACAACUGGCAAGAGGUUGAGGAGUAUACCAAGGCGUCAGCAGACGGGAUCGCCCCCGGCAAGGUCCUCGACACCAUGUUUGCGCCCCCUCGAAAGGGCGACGGCACCGACAUCCCCCUCGAGCGGUGCAUGCGGGUCUAUGCCCACCUCCAGGACACUGGUGCGUUCUUCAUUACUGUUCUCGAGAAGAAGGCCGAGUUCAAGGCCAGGCCCGAGGAGAGCAGGAAAGCAGCGCCCAGCGCGCCGGUCUCGACGGGCGCUACUCCUGCCGCUGCCAAUGGGGAGAAUGGCAACGAUGCCGGGGCAGCAGCUGAGGUCAAGCCCGAGCCCUCUAUUAAGGCCGAAGAAGGAUCCAAACCCGAGCCCACUGUUAAAGCAGAGGAAGCGGAGCCCACUUCCAAGGUAGAGGCUGAUGUCAAGGCUGAGCCGCAACAGCAAGGCCAUAAGAGGCCUUUGGAAGAGGAUGAGGCCAAUGCCAGCGCUGAGAAGAAACAAAAGCUCACUGAGAGUGAGGAGGUCGGAGACAUUGUGGAACUGCGGUCAAGCAAUGGGCUCAGGAAGAAGCCCGAAGGCCCUUACGAGGAACCAUUCAAGUACAUCUCGCCAGAACACCCGGUCGUCCAGGAUGUCGUCAAGUUCUACAGCCUGUCUUCUCGAUUCCCCCGAGACCGGUUCAUGGUGCGCAACGCCUUGGGCGAGCCGGCCAAGGCUAUCUACUACACAAGCGCCCUUGCUCGGGAUGUUCUGACCGCCAACGAGGGCAAGGGCGUCAAGUUCAUCCACGGCGGAGUCAAGAUGUUCAUGAAGCAGGACUCUCCGUCUGCCGAGGUGUGCAGGUGGCGUAUCCAGUCCGAGGGCAUGCCGAUUCUCCAGGGCUACGUGGGCGCCAACCGGGUGGUCCACCUGCACAAGAAGGAGACGCUGAGGAAGCUGCUCAUCGAGAUGUUCCCCAAGAUCGACGAGGCAGAGAAGGAGGGACUCGGCGAGAUCUACGACAGGGUCAAGGAGAUCGGCAUGGGCUGCUGCGUGCUGAGGAUAGAGCCCGAGGAGGGCGAGGAGGAGAUGGAGCCGACGGUGCUGCCGCUGUGGAAGAGCUUCCACUCGCUCAACCUGAUGCUGCCCAAGGAGGACCGCUCCGCCAUGCUCCUGCGCAUCUUCAACGACACGACCCCGCUGGUGAACCACGGUCUCGGCGGCAAGAAGAAGCCCCAGGACCCGGCGGCGGAGACGGAGGGAGCGGAGGCUCCGGCGGCGAACGGCGAGGCUACUGCUGCUGCUGUCGCUGAACCAGCAGAUGACAAUGAGCAGGCCAUGAUGGACGCAGCCGAGGAUGCUCCUUCUGAAUGA
Messenger RNA from Thyridium curvatum, 4263 nucleotides. RefSeq lists its product as uncharacterized. The record is from RefSeq and is a predicted model, not a curated record. The transcript has 3 exons. Gene Ontology annotation, molecular function: tRNA (cytidine-N5)-methyltransferase activity; tRNA binding; GTP binding. NCBI's taxonomy places the organism in Eukaryota, Fungi, Ascomycota, Sordariomycetes, Thyridiales, Thyridiaceae. Gene Ontology annotation, biological process: tRNA methylation. Bases 1 to 4263 code for a protein of 1420 amino acids. Gene Ontology annotation, cellular component: nucleus; cytoplasm.